UUGUAACGACCGAUCCCUGGGCCUGCCUGGUGCGGAUCUCGCUUCGGCAGUACGGAGCCUGCUUGCGGGCUUCCUUUUCUUUUCUUUUGCAAGGAAAACCCGGGGAUCUGAAGAGCGGAGGAGAACCCCCCCCCCGCGUCUCACACAAAGUUUGUGCGUCCGGAGGGCGAACUGGGAUCUUGCCUCAUGCGGAGCGAGAGAGCCCUGAGCCGGGCUCAGGCACGCAGGUCCUUUGAAGUUGCACCCUGGGACUUCGGCCAUGGGCAGCUGUGUGGGAAGACAGCGCAGAGAGGGGCCGAUCACCCCGGGAAACCAGCGCAAGCGAGCAGGUCGUAAUGAACCUCUAAAAAAGGAUCGCCCCAAAUGGAAGAGUGAUUACCCAAUGACCGAUGGACAACUAAGAAGCAAGCGGGAUGAAUUUUGGGAUACAGCCCCUGCCUUUGAGGGACGCAAGGAAAUUUGGGAUGCACUCAAGGCUGCUGCCUAUGCUGUGGAGGCAAAUGAUCAUGGGCUAGCACAAGCCAUUAUUGAUGGUGCUGGAGUUACCUUGCCUCAUGGCUCACUCACUGAGUGCUAUGAUGAAUUGGGUAACCGAUAUCAACUUCCUGUGUACUGCUUGGCACCACCUAUUAACUUGAUUAUGGAGUGGAGUGAAGAGGAGGGUGCAGAACCUCCAGAGCCAGCACCCAAUACUCGCCGUGAAUUCCCACUGAAAGUGCGCCUCUCAUCUGGCAAGGAUUUACGUCUGAAUGCCAGCAUGACAGACACAAUUGGACAACUUAAGAAACAACUCUACGCCCAGGAAGGACUGGAGCCUGCGUGGCAACGUUGGUUUUUUUCUGGCAAGUUGCUGACAGAUAGGACCCGCCUGCAAGAGACUAAAAUUCAGAAAGACUUUGUAAUUCAAGUAAUUGUCAAUCAGCCCUCUGCACUAAGGAACUGAGCUAGAGAUAGUUGGUGUGACUCCCAGUUUGACCCAGAGGCUGAGCAGAAGCCUGUGUGAGCAGGAGUCUGUUCUAUGCAUCUAGAGAAACAGAUAGUGCACUUAAAAGCAGACUGGCGGAAUCAUAGCCAAAGCCUUUGAAGAGUUGCACAUGCUGUCUCGCUGAAGGGCACAGUCAGCAAGCUGGGCAGUAGGACGGAUGUGCAAUGUUCAAAGUGGUUUCUGUUUCUCCCAAUGGUUUGCUUCUCAUGACUAUCUGGGUUAGAUUUUUACCUUCCCCAAACUCCAAAGAAUUAGUUACCUCACCCAUUUCUAGGCUCGGCUGGCACCGAAAGAAUGCCUCCUUUCUUUCCCUUCAAUUCUAGUCCAGUUGGAAUUGCCCACAUUGGGACUGUAAGCCUGAAAUGAUGGAUUGUGGGUCUAGUCCUUUUCAGGGACUCAGUGUAGCUCCCAUUUGAGUACUGAAAAGCUUUUAGAGAAAGCAUGAAACCAAAGUGUCUCUCACAUGAGAGACUAUUGCCUUAGGCCCAAAAUAAAUAAAUCGGUGGCCAGGGCUAAUUCUUCUAUAUCUAGGUUGUUGCUUAUACUGAGGUUGGCAUCAAAGAUGACUGUACUACAAGUCAGCUCAUCCUAGUUCUACGGACAACCCCUCAUCCAGAUAAGGUGUGGUAUGUGGAGACUGGAUUGUGUAUAUGGGUCCCAGUGUAAUUUAUCAAUAAAAUCUUUUUCCAACUAUC
Ahaetulla prasina is the source of this 1680-nucleotide messenger RNA. It is a transcript of the gene UBTD1, whose product is annotated as ubiquitin domain containing 1. Gene Ontology annotation, molecular function: protein binding. The transcript is spliced from 3 exons. Lineage: Eukaryota; Metazoa; Chordata; Lepidosauria; Squamata; Colubridae. The record is from RefSeq and is a predicted model, not a curated record. Bases 260 to 943 code for a protein of 227 amino acids.